Molecule: messenger RNA, 1396 nt
Organism: Desarmillaria tabescens
Lineage: Eukaryota; Fungi; Basidiomycota; Agaricomycetes; Agaricales; Physalacriaceae
Exons: 8
Coding region: 337-1200 (287 amino acids)
Source: RefSeq, a predicted model, not a curated record
UUGUUCGAUGUGUUGCCUAUGACUGCUUUGCCCAGAGGUUCCGACGAAACUAAAUACUAUGGAGAACAUCAACUUGGCUUAGACGGUGGCCGCCUGUACCCGUGUGCCUUCUCAUUUGGAAGUCGUCUACUUUUAUGACAGAGGACGUCGCGGCGAAGUGAUUUGAAUGCCGUGCUACGUUCAUGGGACCUUCACGGACCCACUUACUUACAUCCGCAAAUGUGGAUCAUUUUUGUAUAGGCGGUAUAUAAUCUGCAGGUGAGUAGCUAUGUUCUUCAUUCCAUCCUCCCAACUGCUCGUUCCAGUUACUUCGCUACGCCUCUUUCACCAGCCAUCAUGCACGACUUGCAGCCCGGUAUCUAUACUAUCCAACUCGCGGAUACGAACCUAGAGAGAUGCAAAGCCUACACGGUCGAACUCUCGGGGCAGGACUCGAAAACUGUCAUCGGAUAUCCUUGUCACGAAGGCAGGAAUCAACAAUGGGAAUUUGCGACUUUGGGUGCAGAAUACUCUAUCCGGAACGUCUCCAAUGGAUCCUACCUGUCCAUCGACUUCAAAAACGGUCUGCAAGAGUUAAGACCACAAGUUGUAGCUUUGUCGUACCCUGUCAUUUGGUAUGUUAAGCUGUACGAAGCCGACGAUGGAGUGUACAGAAUCCUCUCGAACAGUGAAUAUGGGUUCAGCAUGGACAUCCAAGCUGAUGGCCUCGCUCCCGUCUUCAUUUCUAAACAGCAAGCCAGCGCUGACAUCUCGCAGCUGUGGACUCUCCGCCGCCUGCGUGAGUGCGAGUGUGAGCAUGCUCCGUUGUCACCUUCGACGGUCCAGUUGGCCACGCAUAUGUCAAGCAUCAACGUCACCAUGACGCCUACAGUCAAGACCGUCAGAGGCAGCAUUGUGUUCAAUACCGGUGAUGCGUUCACUGCCGUGUUCAACAUUGACGGAAAGCAAUACAUCUUUGUCACUACCAUAGGAGAUAGUGCCUACGGCCCACUCUUCUACUCUUUCACUAUGGUCUCGUUGACUUAUGAGCAUAUCGGUGACUUGACUGGUUACUACACAUUUUCUGCGACUGUCGACAGCAACCUGAGCAUUAGCGCAACUAGGGGCGGGCAUGGAUGGAAGAUUCACGGGUCGCUUGCAUCGGCUGUUGCUCCUGCCACUAAUAUGCAAAAAGUUCAAGGGACCUGGUUCAGUGCCUAAAAACGCUCCAUUCACUUUGUCGUACUAACGACUGCUGAUAUUUUCCAAACCCUUUUGUUGCAUAAAACCCGAAAAAACUAUUUACCAUGAUUGUUGAACCGUUUCUAUCCUUCGUUCUCAUAAAAUCUAUGAAAAAUUGUCACAUUGUUAUUGUAGUUGUGCUUUGAAAUAACCACUCAUGUGUUCGCCUUUUUCC